Messenger RNA from Podospora bellae-mahoneyi, 2028 nucleotides. RefSeq lists its product as uncharacterized. Lineage: Eukaryota; Fungi; Ascomycota; Sordariomycetes; Sordariales; Podosporaceae. Gene Ontology annotation, biological process: xanthine transport; transmembrane transport. The record is from RefSeq and is a predicted model, not a curated record. Gene Ontology annotation, cellular component: fungal-type vacuole; plasma membrane. Gene Ontology annotation, molecular function: xanthine transmembrane transporter activity. The transcript has 2 exons. Bases 1 to 1767 code for a protein of 588 amino acids.
AUGGAUGAGGAUCAAGGUCCGUCCCAGAUUGUCCCUGGGCAGACGCCCAAGAAGACUUUUGGCGAUCGCCUCAAUACCAUCAGAAAGACCUUCACUACCAAGGAAGGUCUCAUCGGCGACUAUGACUACGCAUUCCUUUUCCGGCCGAACCUCCCCUUCAUGGCCAAAUCCGACAAGGCUCCACCAUUCUUCGGCCUCAACGACCGCAUGCCUGUCGUCCUCGCCCUGAUUCUCGGCUUCCAGCACGCCCUUGCCAUGUUGGCUGGUAUCAUCACACCUCCAAUCAUCAUGUCCGGCGCCGGCGGUGUCAACCUCACCACCGAGCAAACUCAGUACCUCGUCUCUACCGCCCUCAUCGUCUCCGGUCUCCUCUCCGCUAUCCAGAUUACCCGUGUGCACAUCAAGGGCACUCCCUACUACAUUGGCACUGGUCUGAUCUCUGUCGUCGGUAUCUCGUUCGCCAUUAUUCCCGUUGCCACCGGUGCCUUCAACCAGAUGUACGAGAAUGGCUUUUGCCAAAAGGAUGAGCUUGGUGCCAAGCUCCCUUGCCCCGAUGCCUACGGCGCUGUUCUUGGCACAGCUGCCCUUUGCGCCCUCCUCGAAAUCGCCCUGAGCUUCAUGCCACCAAAGAUCAUGCUCCGUAUCUUCCCCCCAAUAGUCACCGGCCCUACCGUCAUGCUCAUCGGUAUCCACCUCAUCGAGUCCGGCUUCAAGAACUGGGCCGGUGGCUCUGGUCUCUGCGCUGAGAAGAACCCCGCCGAGUUCUUUGCCCGCUGCCCCGAUAUUUCUGCGCCGAACGCCCUGCCGUGGGGUUCGCCAGAGUACCUCGGUCUCGGCUUCAGCGUCUUCGUUACCAUCAUCCUCUGCGAGCGUUUCGGUUCUCCCAUCAUGAAGUCUACCUCUGUCAUUAUCGGUCUCUUGACUGGCUGCAUCAUUGCUGCUGCCACUGGCUACUUCAACCGUGCCGGUAUCGACAAUGCGCCUGUUGCCUCCUUCAUCUGGGUCAAGACCUUCAAGCUUACGCUUUAUGGACCGCUGGUGUUGCCGCUGAUGGCAGUGUUCAUCAUCUGCGCUUGCGAGGCUAUUGGUGAUAUCACCGCUACUUGCGAUGUCUCCAGACUCGAGGUGGAGGGCAAGCUCUACGAGAGCAGAAUCCAGGGUGGUGUCUUGGCUGAUGGUAUCAACGGUAUGCUGGCUGCCCUCUGCACCAUCACUCCUGUUACCACCUUUGCCCAGAACAAUGGUGUUAUUGCUUUGACUCGCUGCGCCAACAGAAGCGCCGGUUACUGCUGCUGCUUCUUCCUUGUCAUCAUGGGUGUCUUCGCCAAGUUCGCCGCCUCCCUUGUUGCUAUCCCAUCUGCCGUCCUCGGUGGCAUGACCACCUUCCUUUUCACCGCUGUCGCCGUUUCCGGUAUGGCCAUUAUCACUAAGGGUGUGCCAUUCAACCGCCGCAACAGAUUCAUCCUCACUGCUGGUCUUGCUCUCGGCUAUGGUGCUACUCUUGUGCCGAACUACUUUGAGAAUGUCUUCAGCUACAGCGGCGAGAACAAGGGCCUGCAGGGCUUCCUUGAUGCCAUCUCCCUCAUCAUGGAGACUGGCUUUGCUGUCACGGCCAUGAUCUGCAUGAUCUUGAACCUGACGCUCCCGAUGGAGGUGGAGGAUGUUACUGAGGCGGUUGCUGGGCAGAACCAGAGUGUGGUGACUGCGGCGAGGCCGACGAGUGCGGGGGAUAGUGUUGAGGAGGAGAAGGGUAUCAAGAGCGCCUGAGGGAUGGACAUUUGGAUUUUAAACAAGCGAGUUUUUGUUUUUCUUUUUAUUGGGUUGGAAUGAUAAUCGUUUUUGGAUACAUGUAUAUGGGCCGGGUGGGAUGGGAGGGCACAAGUGUUCAAAAAAGAGGGAUGAUUUGAUGAUGACUUGGCGAGCAUGGAAGCAAGCAUGCGAGAAGCAAAGAAAGGAUACCCUGUUGUUAUGUAUUAGUGGUGGAUCUGAAGUGAAUGGAAUGGAUGAAGAUCAAGGAAUUGUGUUGUG